Molecule: messenger RNA, 789 nt
Organism: Strongyloides ratti
Lineage: Eukaryota; Metazoa; Nematoda; Chromadorea; Rhabditida; Strongyloididae
Product: GDNF/GAS1 domain-containing protein
Exons: 2
Coding region: 1-789 (262 amino acids)
Source: RefSeq, a predicted model, not a curated record
AUGUCAUUUAAUUGGUAUAUUUUUAUACCAUUAAUUAUUUUUAUCUCAUCAAUUUAUGGUAUAAAUGAAAAUGGUUUACCAAUUCAUUCAGAAGAAUGUAUCACAGCUAAUAAUAAUUGUGAAAAUAAUACUGAAUGUAUUCAUAGAUUAGCAGUCCUUCAAUCAGCAUGUACAACAAAUACCUGUCAACCACAAUGCCGUUUAGCAGCUUUAAAUCUUUAUCAAAAUAAUUUAGGUAGAUUACUUCUUCGUACUGAUGCAUCAUGUCUUCCCGGUAAAGAUGAAUUAGAAAAAUGUGGUUUCUUACCAAAUUUAGAAGAAAAACAUUGUUCAUUACAAAAAUUAGUUUGUGAAACAGAUAUGAGAUGUAAUGCUAAAUGGGAAUUAUUUGUUUCUGAGUGUGAAUCAGAAUCAACGACAGGAAAUUGUUCACCUAAAUGUCAACAACUUCUUAAUGGAACAUUAACUACAAAAACUGGUAGUGGUUUUUCUUUAUGUACCUGUACAGAUAAAGAAGAUCAACUUUGUGAACACCUUCGUGAUAAUGUUAUAGGUAAAUGUAUAUCAAUGUCUGCUGGAAGCAUACAUCAUUACAAACCAGAUAUAACAAUUCCUUCAACAAAUCUUCCUACAUCAACAAUAUUAACUACAAUGAAAGUUAAUAGUGAUAUUAAAUUACAAAAAACAACACCAAAAUUUAAAAUUUAUAAUAGACCUGCAAGUAGUAAUGUUGUUUGUACCUCUAUUAUAACUUUUUUCCUUAUUAUGAUAGCUAAUUUAUUUAUUUAA